Nannospalax galili (Upper Galilee mountains blind mole rat) is the source of this 942-nucleotide messenger RNA. It is a transcript of the gene Polr1h, whose product is annotated as zinc ribbon domain containing 1. Gene Ontology annotation, biological process: DNA-templated transcription; termination of RNA polymerase I transcription. Gene Ontology annotation, molecular function: DNA-directed RNA polymerase activity; zinc ion binding; nucleic acid binding. The transcript has 5 exons. The record is from RefSeq and is a predicted model, not a curated record. Gene Ontology annotation, cellular component: RNA polymerase I complex. Bases 295 to 861 code for a protein of 188 amino acids. Lineage: Eukaryota; Metazoa; Chordata; Mammalia; Rodentia; Spalacidae.
GCUGAUCCGCGUCUUGCGGUGGCGCACUCUAGUCGUCUAGGAGUACUGAUAUCUCUGCGUCUUGCUUCUCGGCGCUCUAGCCCACGAGAGGUACUCGCUGGCCCGCGCCUAGCGGUCGAGCGCUCUAGCCCGCGGGCGGCAUAGCCCCUCUCGCCGACUCCAGCGUGCGUCCCCAGCCCGGGGUUCCGCUCUCCGGUUGCAGCAGCCGGAGCACCCAGUGAGAGGUCGGCUCCGGGUGUCCGCUUGGGACCGCGCGGGAAGACUCCUCCUAACUCCCUUCCCAGCGUCGUCGGCAUGGAGCUGUCCAGCCCGUGCUCCACGUUCCUGUCGGACUUGGACUUCUGCCCGGAUUGCGGCUCAGUGCUGCCGCUGCCCGGGACUCAGGACGCAGUCGUCUGCCCUCGCUGCGGCUUCUCCAUCCCCGUGCGCGACUUCGAAGGGAAGGUGGUGAAGACAUCGGUGGUGCUCCGCACACUGGGGACAGCUCUGCCUGUGUCCGCGGACGAAGGCCCGGAGUCCCAGGGACCAGUGAUUGACAGGCGGUGCUCUCGAUGUGGUCAUGAAGGAAUGGCCUACCAUACCAGACAGAUGCGCUCAGCAGAUGAAGGACAGACUGUCUUCUAUACCUGUGUUAACUGCAAGUAUUUGAAAGGAAAUUUUAAAACAGGAAAUGGAUAUUGCUGUGACUUUGAAGACAUGUUCCUGCAUGAUUUCAAGAGCAUGGCUCUGAAUGGCUUGAAACAUGCUUUGUUCACAGGACAUCAGGACACCGACUGUUUCAAGAAAAGGAAGAUUCUUGAUCUUUCUCCUGGGCCACUCAACCACAGCUUCCUCUGUUGGAAAGUGAAGAUUGGUUCUUAGAUGCCCUCUCCACCUCCUCUGUUCUGAGAAUAAAAUGGCCCUUCCUUAGCUGUUUAUUAAAGUUAUAUUUUUUCUACAAAA